GUGACGCCGUUUCGCCUCGCGCCGUCUCCGGCGGGGGCGACUGAGGCCCUCCGUUGGGCUCCUGCCUGGCUCCGCCCUCCCACCUUGCGGCCUCGGCUCUGCCCACGGCGACCCAUGUGUGGCCGCCGGCUUCUGCGCUCGCCGUUGCUCGGAGUCGUACUGUCGGGAGCCAUGGAGCCCCGGGCGGAGGGCUGCGGGCCUCGUUGCCUGCGGGUGUCGGCGGUGCCGGGGGCCGACGCGCGUCGUUGCAACGAGCUGCUUCUGCAUGUGGCGGCUGGCCAGGGGUGCCCCGCGAAUGGCGAGGAGGAGCCGCUGCCUCAGCACCACGUGGUCUACUUCCCCGGGGACGUGCAGAAUUACCAUGAGGUUAUGGCCCGUCAUCCUGAGAAUUACCAGUGGGAGAGCUGGAGUCUCGAGAAUGUUGCGGCCAUUCUAGCCCGUCGGUUCCCGGGCAGUUACAUUUGGGUGGUAAAGUGCUCCCGGAUGCACCUGCACAAGUUCAGCUGCUACGACAACUUUGUGAAAAGCAAUAUGUUUGGUGCGCCAGAACACAGUGCUGACUUUGGAGCCUUUAAACACCUUUAUACACUGUUAGUUAAUGCUUUUAACUUCAGUCAGAACAGUUUGCUGUCGAUGAAGAAUGGAACGGAUUUGAGUAAGGAUGCCGAGGCCUCUAACUGUAGACCGGAUUCUUCUCACACAACUAAUGGUUGCCAGGGAGAAAAAGAGAGGACCUGUGAAAAAUUGGAAUCUGCCAUGAAUUUUCAUCCACUGUCACUAAAUGUUGCAUCUUUUACUUUGAUUGGAUUCAGUAAAGGUUGUGUAGUUCUGAAUCAGUUGCUUUUUGAAUUGAAAGAAGCCAGGAAAGACAAAGACAUAGAUGCUUUUAUCAAGAGCAUAAGAGCAAUGUACUGGCUAGAUGGUGGUCAUUCCGGAGGAAGCAACACUUGGAUUACUUACCCAGAAGUCUUGAAAGAAUUGGCACAAACAGGGAUUCCUGUUCAUGCCCAUGUGACACCUUAUCAAGUAUGUGAUCCAAUGAGAUCUUGGAUAGGAAAAGAACACAAGAAAUUUGUCCAGAUACUUCAAGAUUUUGGUGUGCAAGUGACUAGCCAUAUUCAUUUUGCCAAGGAAACUCCUUCUAUAGAGAAUCACUUCAGGGUUCACGAAGCAUUCUAAGGCUGAGAAUACUAAUUUGCUUGUUCAAUGGAAAAGCCUAAGCACUUUUGAAUAUUCAGAGAAUGAGGGUGCAUAGAUGUCCUGUCAGUGUGAAUGGAAGGAAAUACACAUUCGUAAGAGAAAAUGUGCGAUAGUAUUCCUUGCUAGUGAAUGUGAACAGUUCUAUUUGGACUGAGGUAGAAGUAGUUCAUUUGAAAUCAAAGGCAGUUUGUUAUAAUUCCUAAGAGGAAAUAUGUAAGACUCUUCAAAAAGGUAAUUAAAAUUGCAACUGUCAGAAAGUUAACUUCAAGUAAUGUAAAUUUUGUUAAUAUCACCAUAACUAGCUAUUCUGGCAUUCAAACCUAACUGGAAACUUAAUGUGUUCAAACAAAGCACAGGCACAGUUAUUUUGGAAUAGCAGAAACUGGCCUCCUGUAUUUUGGAAACAAAUAGAGCCAUUCUUUAAUUUUAUAUCAGUUGUUUUUACCAGAGAGUCAAAAAUAGAUUUGUUUGACAGUAUCCAAGAAUAUGCAGUAAAGUUAUCAUUAUUUUUUAUCACACUUAAAACACUGUGGCUUCAUUUUUAAUCAACAACUUUUGGAUAAGACAUUUGGGAUUUUCUUGAAUCUUGACCCAAACCCAGUUGAUUUAGUACUGUUUACCAGGGCUUAGAUCAAAGUCAGUGCUUCACCAGAAGCAUGAUUUUGUCCGUCAGAAGAAAUCAAGUCUGUGUGGCCAGAAUGCAGAAUUAUAUUGCUAAGUGGGAGCCUUUGAUGACAUGAUUUAAUUUUGACUUAAAAAAUGAAUAUGCUUAAUUUUGCAACAUAAUUUGGGUGGGGUUUCCUUCUUGACCUAGAUGAAUUUUGAAAAACACUGCCUUUUUCUUGACCUAAGCAGAGUUUUGAAAACCAAGAUCUAAUAAUGUAAACCAGCACUGAAACAUAACUAUAGAAUUACAGUCAAAGGUUGAGUAAUUUUUUUUUUUGUUUAUUAGGCUGUUACGGAUUAGGCAGUAACUUAGCAGAGAAAUACCAUGUUGCUUUCUUUUUUUUUUCAAGACUGAAAAAGAUAAUAAAGUUUAGGAUUUUAAUUCCCUGGACCUAAAUUUAUAAAGCGUAUAAAUUUUAAUUCCUUGGUUUCCCCCCCAGAAUUACAUUUUACUAACGUUCUAAAUAUUGACAGGCUUAUCAGAAAGGAUUAUCAAAUACUUAAAAAAAUAUUUUUAAUUCUAUAAAUUACACGUCAGUUAUUGCUCUUUCAUAAGAUGACAAAAUAGUGUUAACAUUGCUCAGUUUCUUUAUAAACCUGUCAUUUUUAAAAGGCCAAAGUCUCAUCAAUAAGUCAGCCUGGACCUAAUAUUUUAUUUCCUUGUUUUAAAAUACCGUGAUUGAUCAGAUUUUUUUAAAUGCCUAAUACUUUUGGUUAAAUCAAUGAGGACCUAAUGCAAAAUAGAUGAGUUGUCUAGUGCUUUAAUGAAAAUGCAGAAAACAUUCAAUUUUAUAAGGAUUAACUGAAAUGAGAGAAGAGAGACCUUUAAAGAGCUGGAUCUAUUAAAAAUGUGAGAUCUAAGAAAGUCAGGGUACUUUAGCUACUCAGUCUAUGAGUGCUUAAAAUUGUGUUCAAUGGAACAACUCACUGGAAACUUGAAACUGCCAUUUCAUCAAAAUAGGACGCAUUCAAGGUGAUCCAGUCAGAUUAUCUUUUAACGUUUCAGUGUUUUUUUCCACAGGCGUAAAAUCAGUGUAAAUGUUAGUAUCUGUCCCAUUGGACUGUUUUGUUGGUGUUGUGAAGUCAACAGAGUAGUCAUAUGAAUAGUGUUAAGUCUUUUUAUUGCUGGAGCAUGAAUGUACAAGUCUAUUAAAAUUAAAGCCUCGAGUCUGUUUGGAGAUGA
Molecule: messenger RNA, 3049 nt
Organism: Erinaceus europaeus (western European hedgehog)
Lineage: Eukaryota; Metazoa; Chordata; Mammalia; Eulipotyphla; Erinaceidae
Gene: C7H2orf69
Product: chromosome 7 C2orf69 homolog
Exons: 2
Coding region: 115-1179 (354 amino acids)
Cellular component (GO): mitochondrion
Source: RefSeq, a predicted model, not a curated record